CUGUGUGACUGCUACUUAGUAUGCCGCUCGCGUCCGUGAGUUGGAUGCACGCGACCGGUCGCGUUCACUAACUUGACAAUACACCCGACCAUGCUCAGCUCAACAGCUGAAAACUGUCCUACGACACCAACUCGUACACCACGACGAGAAACAGACUACACCCCUUCAAAAAAACGCAUGACCAAUGGCCCCGGAACACCUAGCCGGGCACCAUUCAGAACCCCAAUGCAUUUUUCACCCACUCGAAACUCUACGAGUGAAACACCCCUUCGACCUGGCCAGCCUCUCAUUACUUCCCUUGCAGCUUUGGCUGGCACUAAUGUAGCUAAUACUUCCUUCUACACAUACGAUCCUGAGAACGAGCCCAUAAAAGCUUUCCUGCGAAUAAGGCCGAAUCUUCAGCAAGGAACUGAAAAGAAUCCCUACAUGGAGGCAGUCAGCGACGUAGAAGUAUCUAUGCUCCCGCCAGAGCAUUCCAAUGCGUACAGGACACGUAACAGAGCGCCUGAGCGAUACAAAUUUACAAAGAUCUUUCACGAAGACGUCUCGCAAAAGCACUUCUUUGAUGAAACCGCAUUACCGCUAGUUGAAGACGUUUUGAACGGCGAGAAUGCAUUGUUAUUUGCAUAUGGCGUCACAAAUUCUGGAAAAACAUAUAGUAUACAAGGAACUAAAAACGAUAGUGGUAUCUUGCCAAGGUCGUUGGAUGUUAUAUUCAACAGCAUCAAGGAAUACCAAAACGAUUCAAAGCUCAAACCCAUGAUGCAUAGUCUUAUUGUGCCAUACAAAGACGAAAAAGAAGAAUGCCGAGAUAUUUUAGAGCGUAUUGGUCAAAACCGACUGGCUCACCCCGACUCAACGAAUCCCAACAUGAAAAAUGAGAUGCGAGAUUACGAAGAACGAGAUCGAACAGUCGUCCCAAUAGACACCAAAUUUGAGUACGGAAUCUGGGUAUCCUAUUCAGAAAUAUAUACCGAGAAAAUCUACGAUCUCUUGGUUUCGCCAUCUCAUGACUCCAGGCGAACUUCUCUACCAUUGAAAUAUGAGUUUAGAGGAGAGCACAAGUACAUUUCUGGACUGACGGAAGUUCGAGUACACAAUCUCCAGGAAGCAUAUGCCAUCCUUCAUGAAGGUCAACGGAACCGCGCGAUCUAUUCGACCUUGCUCAACAAUACCAGUAGCCGAAGUCACAGUAUAUUCACGAUUAAGGUUGUCCGUGUCAUGAUUGAAGAUAAGAAUUACAUUAUUGAGGAUCCAAGCUAUGCUACGCUGUCCAAGCUUUCGAUUGUCGACUUGGCCGGAUCUGAACGCCACCGCAAUACUUUGAACAGCGGUCAAAGGUUGAAGGAGGCGGGCAAUAUAAACAAAUCUUUGAUGGUACUAGGUCAGUGUAUGGAUAUUUUGAGACUCAAUCAAAAGCGUGUGGAUAUAGGCAAGAAACCUGCUAUCGUACCAUUCAGGCAUAGCAAAUUGACCGAUCUGUUCAAAAGUUCAUUCCAAGGUGACGGCAAAGCUGUCAUGAUAGUAAAUGUCAACCCAUAUGACACCGGAUUCGAUGAGAAUAGUCAUGUAAUGAAAUUCGCGGCUGUUGCAAAGGAUGUAGCCACAUGGCGACGUGUACAUCCUAAGCUUGAUCUGACUGAUGUCACCACAGCUACUCGACGACUUCGGACAGCAAAUGAAUUGUCUCUGGCGCAUGAUCGGUCUGUCUUCGAUGCCUCUGCUGAACACACUGCAGAUGAAUCAGACGACGAUGAUACGGAAGACGGCUCCGAUCCGUUCGUCAACGCACUAUUAGCUCAAUUAGAAGAAGUACGCGGCAAGUGGAUUGAUGCGGAAACACGCUGUGCCACGAUAGAGUCUAACAUCAGGCAACAAGUCACUUCGGAAAUGUCUGAUGAACUUCGAAACAUUGAAGCUAUGUACAUGGCUUCUACGGAUAAAGAGAAUGUUUCAAAAGACCAAAAGGGUGCCAAUAAGAAGAGAAUGGACAUGUCUCUUGUUAUUGAGCAAUUGAACAUGAAAAACAAAACCUUGCAACUUGAAGUCACAAACUUGAAAGCCACGGUGAAUGACCAACUGACAACAAAACAAAGCCUAAUGGGCAAGGUAAUAAUCUUUCUUUGUGAUAAAGGUGACAAAUGAGCAAGAAAUUCCUGAUAUCACCACUGUCGAUCGCAGAUUGUUCAACUCGAGAAUGAAAAGGCUGAUGCAGUCCGAAGAUCUAUUCAGCUAACGAAAGAGUUGAAUGCACAACCUCCAGCCCCAGCAGAUUCAAAACGAUCACGAGCAGCUCGGUUGGAAAAUACCAAACCAUACACUCCAAGCGGCAGGCAUAAUAAAAUCAGUCGGCC
This is a messenger RNA of Umbelopsis ramanniana AG, 2354 nucleotides long. RefSeq lists its product as uncharacterized. The record is from RefSeq and is a predicted model, not a curated record. NCBI's taxonomy places the organism in Eukaryota, Fungi, Mucoromycota, Umbelopsidomycetes, Umbelopsidales, Umbelopsidaceae. The transcript is spliced from 15 exons. Gene Ontology annotation, molecular function: ATP binding; microtubule binding; ATP hydrolysis activity. Gene Ontology annotation, biological process: microtubule-based movement. Gene Ontology annotation, cellular component: nucleus; microtubule; kinesin complex. The coding region runs from base 91 to 2145 and encodes 684 amino acids.